AUGUUAUUAGCAUCAAUAUUACCAUUCCCAUGGUAUCAUAAUUAUCAAUUCGAUAAAAAUGCCAGUGAUGAUUUUGCGUUUAUAUACAAUAGACAUGUACAUGAAUUUCAGGCGAAUAUCCCAGAUUCAACGAGAAACGCCCAUUCAUCUUCACAUUCCAAUGAAGACACAUCGGAUCUAGACUCUAAUCGUGAACAGACUGGAUUAUCUGAUUCGAGUUCUCAUUCAAAUGAGCAGAAAGUGGGCAAAUUCAAUAUGAAAUUAUCAGCCACUAAACAAAAGGUGAAUAGGUUCGAUGCUGAUAAGAACGAUGAUGACAGUGAUAGGAAUGUUGUUACGGAUAGCAGCGAUUACGAUAAGAUCAGCACAAUUCUUGGUGCAGCAAUGCUGCCUCCAAUGGAAGUGCAUAAACCAGCCAAGAUUUAUUCAUCGAAAGCCAUCAAGAACUCAUUUACUGUUGAUAAUAAUGUUCGUCGAUCACCCAGCAAAACAACUCAUAAUCCGGUUUGUUUCUAUUAA
Anisakis simplex (herring worm) is the source of this 519-nucleotide messenger RNA. Lineage: Eukaryota; Metazoa; Nematoda; Chromadorea; Rhabditida; Anisakidae. The record is from the annotation of a GenBank genome assembly.